AAUUGGGAGGACAGAUUCUGAUCUUGUUCCAAAGGUUUAGACAUUGUCAAUAUUUCGUAAAAUGUUUUCUUUUCUUUUUUUAGAUGUAUAACUUCAGAUCAAAGAUCCGCAAGCCUAAUGGCGAGAGGCCAAAUGAUAUCGAAUACAGUCUAAUGCAGGCUUUAUUUGAUUUGGAGACGAAUAGUGACCUUAAACUACAGCUUAGAGAACUCCAUAUUAUUGCUGCAAGAGAGGUUGAAGUUGCUGGUAAACAGGCUAUUGUUAUUUUUGUGCCGUAUAUUCUUUUGAAAAACUUUCAAAAAAUCCAAACUCGUCUGGUAAGAGAAUUGGAAAAGAAAUACAGCGGCAAGCAUGUCGUCUUUGUAGCCCAGAGAAAAAUCUUGGCUCAGCCACAGAGAAACUGUAAACAAAAGAACCGAGGUAAAAAACAGAAAUUACAGAGAUCUCGACUUCGAACUUUAACUAAAGUACAUGAGGAUCUAUUAGAUGAUAUUUGUUAUCCAGCUGAAAUCGUUGGUAAAAGGAUUCGAGUGAAGUUAGACGGUUCUCGACUAAUCAAGGUUCAUUUAGAUAAAACACAACAAACUAAUAUUGAACACAAAGUUGACACAUUCACAGCUGUGUAUAAAACAUUAACUGGUAAAGAUGUGAAAUUUGAAUUCCCAGAUUAUGGUUUGUAAAAGUGAAAAUGUUAUAUACUAUUAAUUAGACAUUAAUUAACUUAUCCAGACCAUAAUCAGGUCUUGAUGCCAUCGCUAGCCCGCGAUAUUUAGUGGAUUUGAAUCCGAUCUGAUGUUCAUUGAUGAUCAAUCACAAACAUGGAUAAUCGAGACUGUUAAUUAUCGUGAAAUCCUUAACAAUGCUGAUCGAGGCUGCAGUGAUUUUAAAAUAAGGUUUUCUCGGCUUAGAGGGAAGCAAUUUGACUGAAAUUUUUAACAUAUUCCCUUUGCAUUAUCUAUUUUUAACUAUUAUAGUAAGAACUGCCAGCUCUUUAUCUAAUCUCCCAUAAUGUAUCUUUAAUUAAAUGUUAGUUAAACAAUCAAUUUGAGUACAUUUUAGCAUAGAUUAAGACGGGAGUUCAUUUCUUAAUAAGGAUAUUGUCAUGUGAUUUUUUUUGUUAUUUAUUGCAGUGACACAGUUUCCUAAUUUAGGUAGAAAUACAAAUAAGGGUACGCCAUUAAAAAGGUCUAUGAGUAGUACAAGUGCAGAACCACCAUCAAAAGUGAAGAAGUCUUUAACUGAUGCUUGGGUCAAUUACAAUUUUACAGUUAAAAAUAAAAAAAAUUCUUAUCCAUAAUCACCUGUUAAAUUUAUACAAACUGUAUUCCUUUUAUACAAAGACUCCCUUAUUCAUUAGGGGUGGGUGGGUAGAUGGCCGAAUGGUAAACACGUACGCGCUGUAUCAUAAAGCCUGUCAUUUAGUCAACUGGCGUGAUUUCGAAUCCCCGGUUGUACGUGACAAGGAGUAGGUCGCUUGUCCAGCCUCGUGGCUUUACUUCGGCACCUACAGGUUCCUCCCACUGCUAAAGACCCCUACGUGCAAGCGAAUUAUUGAAAUAAAAUUAAACCAUAUGUUAGUCUCUCUCUCUCUCCCUUAUUCAUUAACUGUCACAGUGGUAUCCUCCCUUUAUGGGAUUGUGUUGUAUGAACUCUGGUAUUUCUUUCCCCUUUGACAUCUAUAGGGAUAAUUAAUUAAGGCUACCUGUAGAUUUUGUCAAAGUCACAAGAUGUAAACAGGGUUGUGAGUUAGGGGUAAAGGUAUGAUUAGGUUGACCUUGACGCAAUCUGCACAUGGCCUUAAUAUUUAGAUCUAACGGUUCACUCGAUUGUCACUAUAUUGUUAUAUUGAUCAGUACAAGCAUUUGAAGAUGAUGGUGUAGAAGUUUAUACUGAUGGUGCAGAAGUUUAUACUGAUGGUGCUUGUUUUGAUAAUGGUAAAACAUAUGCUCGUGCAGGUAUGGGUGUGUUCUGGGGUGUUAAAGAUAAAAGAAAUAUAAGUAAAAGAUUAGCAGGAAGACAGACUAACAACAGAGCUGAAAUUCAUGCGGCUCGAGUAGCUAUUGAACAAGCUAAGAAGAUAAAGAUUAAAAACCUUAUUUUAUAUACAGACAGUAAAUUUGUAAUCAACAGUAUAACGGAAUGGAUCAAAGGUUGGAAACGGAAUGGAUGGAUUAAAUCAAAAGGAGAACUUGUCAUCAAUAAAGAUGAUUUUCAAGAAUUAGACGAAGCUUUAAAAGGAAUAAAUGUAAAAUGGGUUCAUGUCAGGGGCCAUAGUGGUAUCCCUGGAAACGAAGCAGCCAAUAAAUUAGCCAAUAAAGGAGCCAAGAAAUCUCUUCCGUAAUGAAUGAAUGAAAGAGAUGUGUAUUAGUUGAUAAAUGUGAUAUGAAUGUGUGUUCGUGAGAAUGAAUCUGAUUUACCAAUUUGAAGUGCCAUAUUUUAAUGAAUUUGACAGUUAGAAAUCGAAAUAAAAGAAUAGGACAUAGUGCCACCGUCGGGCAAAGUUUCCCUCAGAGCACAUUGCCUGGCAUAUGCUUAUCUUCAAUAACCCGGUUGGCUUAGAAAAGUAGGACGUCAUCGCCUAUUUUAGAAUAUGUUAAAAUAUGCAAUUUGUGUAUGAUUUAAGGGGGUGGACAGUAAAAAAUUUUAGUUUUUUUAAUAAUUGAGGUAAAGUCACCAUUCUUACACAUCUAAGAACACAUCCAUUGAGUAUUACAAAAACGGCCGAAAAAUUUUCCUGGGGGGUACCUGUUGCUAUGGAAACGGCGGCCAUCUUGGAUUUCUGCGUAUAAUUUUAGUCAUCCAGUUUCUCAGAAACUAUUCAAUAGAAUGUUUUAAAAUUAAGCAGAAUAAUAAUUAGAAAGCAAGUUAUACACAUUUUAAUGUUAACUUCAAAAUUCUUUCACGUGUCACAGUUGCUAUGGCAACAAUAUAUCAGGAACUAUUUUGCAGAUUUCAAUAAAAUUCUCCUAUUGCACAAAGUUAUUAUAUAGGAAGUUAUAUUCCAAGUUUCAAGAAAAUCUGACGAUAACUUUCAGAGAUAUAGCAUGACUAAAAUUGGUAACUCUAGAAAAAAACUGUUUUGAGAAAUCAACAACUGAAGUUGAAGUAUUUCAGUAGAACAACUUACGCCGAUCUUUUCAAUUCAUUUAUUUAAUAUUAAUAAACUGACUUUUAAUAUAUAUAUAUUUUCUAAUGUAUUUCUUAUCAAUAUACAGUAUUUUCUUAUUUUAUUUAAUAUUAAUAAACUGACUUUUAAUAUAUAUAUUUUCUAAUGUAUUUCUUAUCAAUAUACAGUAUUUUCUUAUUUUAUUUAAUAUUAAUAAACUGACUUUUAAUAUAUAUAUUUUCUAAUGUAUUUCUUAUCAAUAUACAGUAUUUUCUUAUUUUAUUUCUUGUGUGUAAAUUUACAACCGAACAUUGACAUAGGAAUAGAUGUUAUUCAAAACAACCAUAACUAUAUAAUCACUGACAGCAGGCCUACCUGGUAAUGGUAUUGCAACCAUACCACUACUAGGUCUAGCAGACGAAUAUUCAUCUUCAUUUUGUUUAUUAUGAGUGUCUGUCAUACUUAUUUAGUCAUCUAACAAUUUCAAACGCAUUUUAUUUGAAAAUCUUCAAAAAUAUUGAUAAACAGUGACGUACGGUUCAGUAAUAUAGCAACCAGGAUUGAUUUGGGACAUGAGCUUAGUGCGCAUGCCUAUUGACCUGACCUAGAGGAUUGCCCGCUUCUGAUUGGACACUUCACCAUUGACCUAUGUGACCGACCAAUCAAAUAACGUAUUCUCGAAAUAACCUCAUUAGGUAUGCAAAACUUGUUCUUGCUUGCUAUUUUUAUCUCAAUACAGAAGAAAGGUUUCAAGACACCCCCAUAAAACGUCAUUUCCUUUCAAUAGGGGGGAUCCCAAGCUUUCUAACAGUAUCCAACAUGGCGACAGUUUACCGGUCGGAAGCCGAGUAUUUCACGUAUGAAAUGCCUAUUGAUUUUAGAUUUAUAUCAAUAGUUUUAGCGGAAUUAGGGCAAAAUAAAAAAGGGUGGGAUCAUUCAGAACCAAAUUUUGUAGAAAUAAAGAAGAAUUUUGUAAAAAAAAAUGACUGGUAUGUGUUCCUAAAUAGUGUUACUCGCAGAUGAUCAUAAAACCUCAAAAACGAUUUUAUUGUUAAAAUUCACCAAAUGAAGUGCGAACGACGGCCUUAAACCGCCAGAAGCUACUCUUAUAAACCUGCGGAGUUGAACCAUUGGUAGCCACUCUUAUAAACCCACAGAGAGUUAAACCGCCAGUAGCCACUCUGAUAAACAACCAAUAGCCACUCUUAUAAACCUGCAGAGAGUUGAACCGCCAGAAGCUACUCUUAUAAACAUGCAAAGAAUUAAACUAACAGUAGCCACUCUUAUAAACACUCAGUGGCCAUAUGUUGUAUUUCAUUAAUUUGAAAGUUUCAUUUGUUCAUUAAUAUUUAUUACAUAGUUGAGUUGAAUAAAGGUUUAUGGUUCUA
Patella vulgata (common limpet) is the source of this 4494-nucleotide messenger RNA. Its product is annotated as 40S ribosomal protein S7. The coding region runs from base 84 to 680 and encodes 198 amino acids. The transcript has 10 exons. Gene Ontology annotation, biological process: ribosomal small subunit biogenesis; translation; rRNA processing. NCBI's taxonomy places the organism in Eukaryota, Metazoa, Mollusca, Gastropoda, Patellidae. The record is from RefSeq and is a predicted model, not a curated record. Gene Ontology annotation, cellular component: ribosome; cytosolic small ribosomal subunit; small-subunit processome. Gene Ontology annotation, molecular function: structural constituent of ribosome.